GAUGUCCCGCGAUUGUUCUGCGGUUAUCAUCGGUGACUUUUGAGCGCCGUAGCGGCCGUAAUUUGCCGCGAGAGAAAUGCGCUAAUCUGUAUUAGCAUCAGCUGUAUUAUUAUUCUGCGUCAGACUUGUGUUUACAUUAAUAUCGCAUCAUUGCACAACUAUGUCAUGUUUAUUUGCAUAGAUUAGGCUGCUGUUAAUGUUAAAGAUGCAGACUUGAGUGUAUAAUCAGUGUUUAUUUGCAUAUGUUUGAUUAUCAUGUUAGUGUAAAUAAUUAUCAGAAUAUUGUUGUAAUUAUAUUUCUUUAUUAUUCUUUUAGACCAUUAAUACAGAUGUCAGUGCCAAAGAAUGACUAGUGCCGAUGACAACCCAAAGACUGUUAAAUAAAAGCAUCUUUGUGAAGAAUCUCUUCUCCAGCCCUGAUUCUCUUACCGGAAUCCUGUCCAUAUUUGGCCGCCUCAGCCAGUGUAAUAUAGAGUUGUAACGUGCCUCCGUUACAAAGGUGGUCCUUCGAGCCGGAGUGAGAGCAAGAUUAAACCAAUAUGGACAAAGCACAAAGUGACGCAUCUGAGACAAGCUCCAGACCUCGACGCAAGACUAAUCUACCUACCCAUCUGGAUGAUUAUGAUGUUGGCUACCAACCUUCAAGUGACCCUCCUCCAAAAGCUUCCUCUCAUUGUCCUAGUGAGCACCGAAGCAGCUCGAGGAAAACGUCUCACAGUGGUGUCAGCUCUCACUCCAGGACGAGUAGGCGUUCCAUUACUUCAGCUGGUGUCUAUGUCCCACCAGAGCUCUCUAGCGUCCAGACUGCUAUGUUGGAGGAGAAGAUUAAACAGAGACAGUAUGACAGUCUACGGCAGCAAGUAGAAGAGGACUCACUGAUUGAUCUGGAACACCAAAGACUGCAAGCACAAGCAAAAGAAGCCCAGCGUAUGCAAGAGGAGGCGCUUGCCGCAAAGGAGGCCUUGUCGAAACAACUAGAACGACAGCGUAAGCUUCAACAAGCAGAGACUGAACUUGAAGUAGCUAAACUUGUAUCCUCCAUGCUGUCUAUGGACUCUGGUACGACCACUCCAGUUCCUCCAGACUCUGGUUCUCCAAACACGCAACAGCUUACAAUGGAGCUCAAGCAGGCUUGUUCACCUCAGCUGCACCACUUCCAGUCACCAGCUGUGACAUCAUCGCUGCUGCCCUGUCCUACUGAACUGCCUGAUCCUGAUGUCUCUGCAGUUUCCCUGCCAUCACCUAGACCGCCACAGUGGGCCCCACCUGUCACUUACUCUGCAGUACACUCUGUAUCAUUAACAUCGAAUGUGGCACCUCAGCCUCCAGCAGUGUACACCAUCCCGACAUCCGCUGCAUACCAGGGUGUGACCCAGCAACCUGUUACUGCCACAGUACCUACCCUUGGCUACGGGCUACAACAGACAGGAACAAUGCCAGUGAAAACACUCCCAGUUCCAUCGCAGCUCCCUGUCUCCAGCCACCAAACAUUGGCGACAGCACUUCAUGCUCCUGGGUACGUUCAAGCAGCUUCAUCUGGGCCUUUCCCCCCAGCUGUCCACUCACCUCACCCGAGUCCAGAGCUCCUGUUUGCAUCAGCCUAUGGCAUUCCACGACCCACGUUACCAGUUUUCGAAAGUGGUGCUGAGAGUGACUUUGCAUUGUUUAAACUAGCAUUGGACAAUUUGUUGAGUAAUCACAAUCAUAUCAGUGAACAGUAUAAAUACCAUGUUCUACUAAGCCAUUUGAAACUUUCCAGUGCUCAUCAGCUAGCUAAAUCCUUCAUGUACCACCCCCAGCCUUACACCGCUGCUCUGCAGGCGCUUCAAGACAAGUAUGGACAGCCAAGACAGCUUGUUCAGUCUGAGUUGGGUGCCAUCCUGAGCACCCCACCUCUUAAGUUGGGUGAUGCUAAUGCCUUUGACUCAUUUGCAUUGUCAAUACAAUCCUUAGUGGGUAUGCUGAGAACUCUUGAGGGCCAGAAUGGUUAUGAGCUUUUGUGUGGCUCACAUGUGGACCGCCUCUUGAGUAAACUGCCACCAGCCUAUCGCGACAGUUUUGUUGAAUACUGUUUAAGUCGGGGUAUUCUCCAAACGGGCACAGACAAGACCUACACACUUCCUGAUUUUGCAGACUGGCUCCAGAUAAAGUCCCAAGCAAAACGGAUCUCCAGCAGAGCCGCGGCUAUGUACCAGAGUGAGACUCUAAAGGCCCCUGGUAGAGCUAGAGGAGCACCUCAUCCCAGGGAACAGCCAAGGCCAGUUCUCCUGACAAGGGAGAGUACAACCAAGACUCCUGAGCCGACAGCAUCUAAGUUCAGCUCCAAACCCAAGCCAUACUGUCCACACUGUGACAACAGGGAACACUAUCUCAACUCUUGCGAGGCUUUCAAGAAGUUGACUACCUCCCGGAUUGUAGCUUGGAUUAAAGAUAGUAAACGCUGCUGGAGAUGCGGACGGUUCCAUGCUGUAGAGUCUUGCAACCUCAAACGUCCAUGUACAAUCUGUAAAGAGCUACAUCUCACAGUUCUUCACAAUUCUAUCAAAGACACCACCAGUGCUGUCCUUACCGUCAGCCUUCCAUCUACCCGGGUUUACUUGGACAGACCAAACCGUACACCCAGAGUCAUGCUGAAGGUCGUCAAGGUCCUCCUCCAUAAUGGACACCACACAAUGGAGGCACAUGCCAUUCUCGAUGAUGGGUCAGAGAGAACACUCGUGCUUUCCCCAGUCGUGCAGCAGCUCAAGCUAACCUGUACCCCAGAGUUACUUCAUUUACAGACUGUUCAACAAUCUCACACAGAACUUGAAGGGUCGUCUGUUUCCUUUGAGGUCUCAUCAGUCACCAAACCCAUGCAGAGGUUCACUAUCCCCAAUGCCUUUACUGCGACCGAGUAA
Molecule: messenger RNA, 2897 nt
Organism: Carassius gibelio (silver crucian carp)
Lineage: Eukaryota; Metazoa; Chordata; Actinopteri; Cypriniformes; Cyprinidae
Exons: 3
Coding region: 540-2897 (785 amino acids)
Source: RefSeq, a predicted model, not a curated record